Odocoileus virginianus texanus is the source of this 1719-nucleotide messenger RNA. It is a transcript of the gene MESD, whose product is annotated as mesoderm development LRP chaperone. Gene Ontology annotation, biological process: protein folding. The record is from RefSeq and is a predicted model, not a curated record. Lineage: Eukaryota; Metazoa; Chordata; Mammalia; Artiodactyla; Cervidae. Gene Ontology annotation, molecular function: low-density lipoprotein particle receptor binding.
CCCAGGAAAGAGGCGGCCUGGGGUGGGGCCAGGGCUCGCGCAAGUCUGGUCCACGCGGUGGCGCGACUCUGCGCGGCAAAGAUGGCGGCCUCCGGCUGGGCGCGCACCGCCGUGGUUUUUCUCUGUGCCUGUGAUCUGAUGCUGCUCCUGCUGUUGCCGCCGAGGGCCCUCGCCGCCGAGGGCCCGGCCGAGACACCCGGCGAGGCCACCCCACCUCCUCGGAAGAAGAAGAAGGAUAUUCGCGACUACAACGACGCCGACAUGGCUCGUCUUCUGGAACAGUGGGAGAAAGAUGACGACAUAGAAGAAGGAGACCUCCCAGAGCACAAAAGACCCUCUGCACCGAUAGACUUCUCCCAGAUAGACCCGGGCAAGCCCGAGAGCAUACUGAAGAUGACGAAGAAGGGCAAGACGCUCAUGAUGUUUGUCACCGUGUCAGGAAAGCCCACCGAGAAGGAGACGGAGGAGAUCACCAGCCUGUGGCAGGGCAGCCUUUUCAACGCCAACUAUGACGUCCAGAGGUUCAUCGUGGGGUCAGACCGUGCCAUCUUCAUGCUGCGUGAUGGGGGCUACGCAUGGGAGAUCAAGGACUUCCUGGUCAGUCAGGACAGGUGUGCUGACGUGACCCUGGAGGGCCAGGUGUACCCUGGCAAAGGGGGAGGAAGCAAAGAGAAGAUUCAAACCAAGCAAGAGAAGGGCAAGAAAAAGAAGGAGAGAGACCCGAAACCCCGGGCUUCGAAGGAAGACAAUCGGGCUGGGAGUAAGAGGGAAGAGCUGUGACGGGGCAGCCUCGCUGUGCAGAGGAGGAGGGGCAUGGGCGACCACACACUCACAGGCUUCUCGUCUCUGCUGAGAAAGGUCUGCCAUGUGGCCAGUUUCUGGUCAGCAAAAGAAUUACUGUUUAAAAGGCUUCAAGUAAGAGGACAGAGGUUUUGUAAUUAACAUGGAACACUGACAGAUUGACAUUUACCAUAAAAUCACUUUCAGUGGAAACCUGCAGGUGUGGCUUUUUCCCACUGAAACGUGGAGGCAUCUUUGACUGGACCAUGGCACCACAGCCCUGGCCCUACCUGCUUUGACCUGCAGCCUUCUGUAUUGUUUCUCUUAAACAAAAGGAUACCAGGUUCUCAUCAGACGAACUUAAGACCCUCAGAUGCGUUGAAUCAGUCUCUUGCAGACACCACGUCCAUUACUGUGAAAUUAAAAACAGGCCACAGGAGCACAACUCAGUGCUCCGACAUCUAUGUACACAGUCAGGACGCCAGGACACGUGAAUCCCAAGUCUCUGCAGAAGACACAGAACAGAAAAUCACGCAGCUUGAAAAUCCCAAGUAAUCACUUGAAAUUUAUUGGAUUUAAACCCCUCUCAUCAGUUACUGAGAACUCUUGAUAUCAGUCAGAUUUUGUGUGGUCUGUGAAUCCAGGGGUCCUGUCCAAACAGGACCUUACUUAGGAAAGUAGUGCUGGUGUCACGAGUCAUGUGCUCCAUCUAACAUGAUGAUUUUCCAGGGUGUGACUCGGGCGUUGGCCAAGCUUCUAAACCUGUUCCUUUGAUAAAGUGCCUAAACUUGUGGUGAUUUUGUAUGGUACUAAUAUGAUGUGCUACCUGUUACUGUCUGACGUUGCUGUUCCUGUGUCACAGCCUUCUCUGAGUGAGAGUUACAGAAUUUAUACCCAGCUGUCAUUUCUAAGAACUAAAAUUAUUUGUUAAAAAAAAAA